CAGACAACAAGCUGACAACUGGAGCUGAUCACCUGCUGAACUCUGAUAUCUCAGUGACACCUGAGUAGCUUACCUUUGUGAUGUCACUGUUUCACUCAGAGUUCUGUGGCUCCGGGUAAUACCGAGCUGCGUUUCUGUGUUUACCAAAAGACAUGGAGAACUUCUGGAUGUAUCAGGCCGAAAAGCUCGAGGAAGAACAAACUGAGCAAAAAGGUCAGAGAGACAAACAGGAUCAAGACGAGGCUGUGUCUUCAGACUCACCACCCAAUCAGGGAGCAGAAUCACCCAGCCUACACCUGCUGCAGGAUGACGAAGGCCCUCCAUCCCAUAAAGCUUCCAAGAAAAGCCUUGCAGCAUUUCCUGCAUAUGCAGCAGUACCAGGUCCCUGUGACCCAGAAGACCUGAUAGAUGGCAUCGUUUUUGCUGCCGUCUAUCUUGGGUCCACUCAGCUGGUAUCAGAGAAAACACCUUCCAAGAACAUCCGAAUGAUGCAGGCUCAGAAAGCAAUCAAGCACAUCAAGGAGCGUCAGGCUGAAUCCCAUCACAUAACAGAGGUGGAUCUCUUCAUUUCCACUCAGAGAAUCAAAGUGCUCAAUGCAGACUCCCAGGAAACCAUACUGGACCACCCCUUACGAACCAUCUCCUACAUCGCUGACAUUGGCCAUGUUGUGGUUCUGAUGGCCAGGCAAAGGUUUACUAAGCAGGAGGGUCAGGAUAAUGAGGAGGCCUCAAACUCGAGUCAAGACAACAAGCGACAGUACACAAUGUUAUGUCAUCUGUUUGAGACUGAGGAUGCCCAGCUGAUUGCCCAGUCCAUUGGGCAAACGUUCAGUGUGGCUUACCAGGAAUUCUUAAAGUCAAAUGGCAUAAACCCGGAGGACCUGAGUCAAAAAGAGUACAGCAACCUGCUAAGCACUCGGGACAUGUACAACAAUGACCUGGUCCACUUUUCUAAAUCUGAGAACUGCAAAGAUGUAAUACUAGAGAAGUCCAAAGGGGAGAUUCUGGGUGUGGUAAUCGUGGAGAGUGGGUGGGGCUCCCUCCUACCUACUGUGAUCAUCGCUAACAUGAUGCACGCCGGGCCGGCGGAGAGGUCUGGCAGGCUGAACAAUGGAGACCAGAUCAUGUCAGUCAAUGGAACCAGCCUGGUGGGACUGCCGCUGUCAACAUGCCAGAGUAUCAUAAAGGAUCUGAAGAACAAGUCCCAGGUCAAGCUGAGUAUCGUAAGGUGUCCUCCAGUGACUAGUGUUCUCAUCAGACGUCAGGACCAGCGCUGCCAGCUGGGAUUCAGUGUGCAGAAUGGCAUUAUCUGCAGCCUUAUGCGUGGUGGUAUUGCUGAACGAGGUGGGGUCAGAGUAGGUCAUCGAAUCAUUGAGAUCAAUAACCAGAGUGUGGUAGCAACACCACAUGAAAAAAUAGUUCAGAUCCUGUCAAAUGCUGUGGGAGAGGUGAGUCUGCAUCUCAAAAGGUCUGCCACUGAAGAGUUAUUUGUAGUAGUAGUAGUAGUAGGGGUCUCAGGGCUUUAUCAGCCAAGACCUUAAACCUUGGUUUGUGUUUUACUGUCAUCCCAAAUGUAUCUUCCUCACACGAGUCAUCAGAGAAAAGUCUGUGCUUCCUCCAAGCCAAUGUCAUCAUCAGAAGUGGAUAAAUACCAACAGCAGAUCGUAUAACUGAGUGGCUGUGGCUCAGGUGGAGGACUGGUUAAGAUUAGUUAGGUUUCCAGCCUCUGGACCAUGAUCGGGCUGGGUCUGAGCGCAGCGCACAGCUGUUCCACGCUUUGCUGUGUCCGAUUAACUGAACACAUUAGUCACAGUGGCCCUUAGGAUGCGACUGCUGCUAAAGGAUACGUUGUGUUUCAGAUUUACAUGAAGACCAUGCCUGCUGCGAUGUACCGCCUGCUGACUGCUCAGGAGCCGUCUGUCUACAUUUGAACCGCACUCCAGAAGUUCACGCUGUUGAAGCCAGCUUGGUGCUCCUCUGGAAAACAUUCCUUAUGCUGAGUCAUGAAACCAGUUAUAAUUACUUUAAUCUGACCAAACUCUAAAACUGCUAUAUUCAGUUUGCUGUUCAUGUUUUGGAAUGUAUUAGAGCUGGGCAAUAAAUCGGAAAUUUAUCGUUAUCGAAAUUUCUGAGUUUUAUCGAGAUUAUUUUUCCCAUGUCAAUAAAUUUGAUAACAAGAAAGUGAAAAGAGGUGUGUAGGUUGGCAGCGUUCAUGUCCCUUUAAGAAGCUGUAGCACCGUGAGUCACGUAAAAGUGUGACUCAAUGCGAUACAUGUGACAGCCCCAUCUAGUGGACAACUUUUGUCUCUGCGCAUACCUGUAGUUAUCGUCCAUUUAUCGUUAUCGAGGUGAAAUCCUCAAUAUAUCGUGAUAAUGAUUUUAGGCCAUAUCGCCCAGCCCUAGAAUGUAUUUAUUGAAAGUUAUCUGCAUUCAUUAUGUUGGUUUGUACGUUUUAGCCCUAAAAGAACAUGAUCACUGCACAAUAAAUGGUUCUUCAGUCAGAACAUAGCGUUAAGUGCUGUAAAGAUCCAGCCAACCAUUACACCACUACAUGGCUCCUGAUGUCUAAGUGGGGCAUCAGAAGAGGUGGAACACGGACAUUUCUGCCCACAGUUCCAGCAUCAAGCACAGAACCAUCUAGGCUGAAGCUAAAUGCUGACAGUUUGAUGUGUAAACCAUGUGACAACUGCACAAGGUCAAACUAAAUGUUAAAGCUGCUGUCAGGAGUUCAAUUGGCUCACCAUGGUUACCACACAACGCAUUUUUGUUUUUCUAUGGCCCUUCUUAGGGUUCUCCACCAAGACCCCAAGGCACUUCACAACACAGACAGUCUUUCACACGCUGGUGAUAAUGAGCUACAAGGUAGCUACAGCUGCCCUAACAGAACCCAGUGAUGGAGGAGGAUGCCAGUCAGACCUGGCAGUCUCAAACGUAUUGUGUGUGUCUGCUGAGAACGUCUGACAGAGUCUCCUGUCAGAAGGAACUUUAAUUCCCACCUCCAACAGAACUCCCAAAAUGUUCCGGGGAGGCGGGGCACAUUGAGUCCGAACAGGCCAUGUUCGGUGCCUCCAUUGUUGAGGUGGUCGACCAGAGCUGUGGCCAAAGGGUCGUCGUGCCUGUCGUGGCGGGAACCCCCGAACCCGCUGGUGGGCACAGACAGUUAGGGAUGCUGUCAAGCUGAAGAAAGAGUCCUAUCAGGUCUUUCUGGCCUAUGAGACUCCAGAGGCAGCUGAUAGGUACCGGCAGUCCAAGCAGAAUGAAGCUCGGGGGGGUUGCGGAAGCAAAAACCCGGGUGUGGGAGAAGUUCGGUGAGACCAUGGAGCAAGACUUCCAUAUGGCUUUGAGGAGAUUCUGGUCCAACAUCCUACACCACUAUUUAUAGUGGGGAUGGUGUGCUGUUGACCUCUACUCGGGACGUUGUGGAUCGGUGGGCAGAAUACUUCGAAGACCUCCUCAGUCACCUUCCAGUUAGGAAGCAGAGGCUGGGACUUCAAGUUGGGCUCUCCUGUCUCUAGUGCUGAGGUCACUGAGGUGGUCACAAAGCUCCUCGUGGCAAGGCUCUGGGGGUGGAUGAGAUCCGCCCAGAGUACCUUAAGUCUCUGGAUGUUGUAGGGCUGUGUUGGCUGACGCGGCUCUGCAAUAUCGCAUGGACAUUGGGGGCAGUCCCACUGGCUUGGCAGACUGGAGUGUGUGUGGGUGGGUGUGUUCCAACUACAGGGGCUUCACACUUCUGAGCCUCCCUAGUAAGGUCUAUUCAGGGGUUCUGGAGAGGAUGGUCCGUCGGAUUGUCGAACCUCAGAUUCAGGAGGAGCAAUGUGGCUUUUGUCCUGACCGUGGAAAACUGGACCAGCUCUAUUCUAGGGUUCCCACUCUUUUUUUGACAUAAAUUUCAGGACAUUUUCAAGACUUUCUCAGCUGCUGCAGAACGGGUCAAGUUAUUACAGCGAGGGCUGGGUGAUAUUAUUUUCAUAUCUGGAUGUAUUUUGAAACAGAUAUGAUAGUGUACCUAUACCGCUAUAUCUUUUGUGUAUUUGUUUAUUUAAGGAUCCCCAUUAGUCUUCACCAUAGUGAAGGUGAAUAUCGAUAGUGAUAUCGAUUUUAUAGUUGUCCAAAGAUUGCCGUCUUUCACUAAAGGGAGCCUAAAUCUCCUCCUUUUACGGUCAGCUCACGGGUCCCCAGAGGAACGAAAACAGUGAAUGCAAGUCAACGGGGCUAAACACACAAUUUUCUAAUCCGCUUUGCCUUACACCCUGCAUCACACAUUUGUUGUACUGCAAUUUAAAUGAAAAGUAAUGAUGGAUGUUUCGACCACGCCAGUCACGUACUCUGAGAUUUAUCAGCUUGUAAAAGUUCGUAAUUAGCAUGACUACAACUUAGACCUCAGCACGUCGCAUAGAUGACAUCACCACAUAAUUUCCUUCCCUAGCGUAGCUGCUACUUACCACAUGACCAGAUUUAUGGUGGUUCUUUCCUCCUGAAGGAAGGAUUUGAACUUUGCUGAACUUACAGCCAUUUUAUCCUGUUUGGUGGUGCACAUUUGUAGUCCUGGACGUAAUUUUCACAUUAUUUGGAAAAUAUGACCAAACUUUGAAAUUAAUUGCAUUUGCUCAUACCAAGACGCAUGGUUUACAUAAUGGAAUAAAUUGAUGAGUUAUGUGUUUGGACUGAAUAAUUUAUUUUAACAAAUCUUUAACUGUUUUUCGUUUGUCAUUUAUAUUGCUGAAAUGAAUAUACUGUACAUUUCCGAAAAUGCGUCAAAGUCCCUCAUCCUAAUUUGAUUGACAGCAACGGACAGCUUUCCCCACAGUUUAUGCAAGACUUAACACUUGAAGCGGGAGACUGUCAAUAAUACAGAGUUUCGAUUUAGGGGAUGUAAGAAAAGUCCUAAGAAUGGGGACGCUCCCUCUCUGGUCACCAUGGUAACGACACACUACAAUUCUCUGUUUGCUCCUCUGUCAACAGAGAGAGGAAGAAAAACCUCUCACUCAACAUACUGCGAUACAGCAGCACUCUUAACCUGAACGUCGUUAGCUUUGGCCCUUCUUUGGAGAAAUAAAUCUUUACUUGAGUAUGAAAAAUGUGUAAAUCUAGCAACAAAGACAGAUGGACACACUGGGAAGCAGAACUGUUCUAAGCAAUUUGAUUGGUUGGUUGCAUCACAUUUUAUUUAAUUUUUAUUUAACCAGGAUAGAGACCCAUUGAGGUUAAGAACCUCUUUUACGAGGGUGUCCUGGCCAAGAGGCAGCAAAAAAUACAAACAGAAACAGUUACAACGUAAUGACAAUGACAAAACACUCAAUCAUUAAAAGCAGUUACAAGUUACUAACGCCGUCUCUGAAGCUUUCAGUUUGGUUUUGAAGGCAUUUACCCCCAAAUUCCACUACCUCCGCUCCGCUCCGACACGAACGCCGGAGCAAAAUCGGUCCCGUUGUAGUCAAUCAGAGCAAUUCCACUACUGCGGCCGUGCUCCGGCAGUGCGGCGCCGUGCGCCGCCCUCUGUUCCGGCGUCCGGCAAAAAUAGAAUCGAUCCUAUUUUCGCCGGACGCCGGAGCACCUCCGCAGUAAAUGGACAGAAAUCACAACCGCCCAACAGGAAAAGGAGCGGGCACAACUUCCGUUUUUCACAAUAAAUCGAUAAACAAAAGGCGUUUUUUGUUUCAUAUGCACAGGUUUAACAACUUUUAACAACUAUCAGUGGCGGCUGAAGUUUAAAUGCACAAAAGUAAGCCAUAAAUACAGUUUCUACUAUCAAAGUAGUCACACUUUGUUGAUCCAAACACUGCUGAUCUCUCAACACAAAUGAUGGGCAGAUUAA
Messenger RNA from Nothobranchius furzeri (turquoise killifish), 5815 nucleotides. RefSeq names its product amyloid beta (A4) precursor protein-binding, family A, member 1a (gene apba1a). The record is from RefSeq and is a predicted model, not a curated record. Gene Ontology annotation, cellular component: cytoplasm; dendritic spine; plasma membrane. Gene Ontology annotation, molecular function: amyloid-beta binding; protein binding. Lineage: Eukaryota; Metazoa; Chordata; Actinopteri; Cyprinodontiformes; Nothobranchiidae. Gene Ontology annotation, biological process: chemical synaptic transmission.